AUGGCCGAACACGCUGCAGCGGUGCGGAGAACUGACGCUAGCUCUCAAGAUGCGGCUCAUUCGACGAGAUCCGGCCACACAUUCAAAUUCGACGAGGCCGAAAUUCUCGCUAGAGGUGACAACCGCAUGAGCCGGGACCUGCUUGAGUCAUGGUUUACUGGCCUCCAGUCCAGUAACAAGUGCUAUGACCUUCCUAUUCCAUACUCGGUGCUGAGACUUCGCCUAGGCGGAGUAAUUAGUCAUGCGGGAAGCGCACAGGUGAACACUUUUCCCAACGCCAGGGUCGGUGGAUCAGAUGCUUGAGCAAUCAUCCCACCAACAUCCAACGCACGUGAUGAAAUUGCAGCAAUUAACGACGCGAAUGUCGGCCACCAAACAAUCGGCACACCACGUGCAACGAUCUCUGAUUAAGGGGGGAGCCGUGAAUAUCCAUAGGUAUGCGGUAGCAUGGCGACUGCAUCCUGUAAAUACUGCAGCCCUUUGUGCAUGAAUCAACCGUAUCUGCACUUGUCUUUGAUGAUGGAUUCGAGCAGGGAUCCGUAACCUCGGGCGAAUAAAGCUCUCGUCCCAGCGAUCGUGCCUCCUUCUUCAAGAGUGGACAUUUACCAAAGGUGAACAGUUACAUUUGAACAAAAGCUCAAACGAAAAAUCGCCAUUUCAGCAUCCACAUAGAUAGAUAUUUGACAGAUUAGAUGGAUAUUUAUGUCAGACGAGGCUAUGGCUGCGAAGAUGGAUUAGUAUUUGAAAUUAAGACAUUCAUCCUAAAAUAGCUGAUAUGAGCAGGAGCUCAGAUGGCAAGACUGACACAAGACUAUUGCCGACAUGCAAAACUGACGAAUAUGCACAUGUUAACCAAUUUGCAAUUAGUUUCUGCAAAACUAGAUCGGAAUGUAAUAACUUAGAUCUGUCAGCAGCCUCCCCAUUCUCAGUAUCAGUUGGUUAACCAAUCCGGGAAAUCACAUGGUGCAGAGAAGAAGGUGGGGGGGGAGGUAAGAGAGUAAGGCCGACGGUACCACUCACUACAAGCAAUCUGACGCGGUUGAGACUAUCACAGUGCGCUAAAAGCUGUGGCUUGGAAGAUUUCCAACUGAACCUUGCAGUCAACCCAGUUGGUGUCAGUCAGGAUACGCGUCGUUCCUCUUCUUUGUUGUCUGAAGUCCUGGCCACUUGUAUGCCGACUAGAGGAUGCAGGGGCACACCUGGGCGCGGCCUUACGUCACGCCAGUCACCUGUGCCCCCUCUCGCCUCCGGUUUUCUUGACUCUGUCUUGACGCCGGGUCCAGGUUGGGAGUGGGGAAGAGGAAGUGCGGCAGAUGCUGCACAAGUCUGCUAUCACUAGAAACUAAUUCACCCGCAAGUCACCACUCCUGGGCUCACCCUGCUGUAGGCACACGGUGGAUAUUGUCGUAAUCAGCGGCUCAACUGUCAGGUGGCACCAGUACCGUUUGUUCCAAUUUCAUCAUUUAAACAAACCAACUUCACUCCCAAUUCUACCCACUCAAGUUCCGAUGUUUUUUAUAGUCACUGCGACCCUCUGAAGUAGGUACAAAUACUCCUCAGUUGAAGAAGUGGCUAAAUUCCAAACGACCUUUAAUCGUAGCCCACCGUGAUGACUACGAAAACAUGCUACAUUUCACUGUGCUCAGAAAACGUGCGCGGCUCCCGGUCAUAAAGGCUGAAAAUGUUUCUUUUGAAUUCUAGACGGGUUUAUUUGCUGUUUUUAGCGUCCUGUCGGCUUGCCCACUGUUGGGAGUGCCUACACUCCCAAAAACAAGAGCCAGCCAAUCACGGGAGACCACGUGCGUUUUCUCUACUGCGCUGUUAUCCUAAUCGUGGCGCCUCUCCAUUGGCUUUUCCUCUCGGGCCUGAUCGAUCUGCAUAUUCGAAUUAUCGAUCGGCUCGUCUGGAAUGUUCUUCCCGAAGGGCAUUAGCCAGCGAAGCACAGUAGGGCGUUAUAAAUAUGCGUUACAUCCAGUUAAUUUUGACUUGCAAUUUCCUAAUACACAUUUUCGUGGCUGGCCGUGUUCUCCUUCUCUGCCGCGUUGGUAUUGGAGACAAGGGUCCACGGGAUUUCAAGUACCAGGCGGGUCAUAACACCGACCUCUUAGGCAGUGGCAUAGCACGGCGUUUUAAGGAAAUUCUAAAUAUCUUACUCUUCUUAUUCCUCCUCCUCCUCCUCCUCCUCCUCCUCCUCCAUGUGCACUUAUUUGGGCUGGGUGUCCGAUCGGGACGCAAUCUGUCAGUGUCCUUCCGUCUGUGUCUUCGGCACUGAAUUUUUAAUUUGAUUCUGCAAGCUAGCUGAUUUCAGGCAGCCUGACGCUUAACUUUACAAAAGCUGAUCUUACGUAACACCACCCGAGGUUCUCUGCUCGCCUUGACAACCCAGUUAACUUUAUGCCAGUGAUGUGAACACGUAUGUUCAUGUUUUCCUCAGGAUUUUAAGAGUCAUGAACAGAGUUUGUCGUUCGUUUGCGAAUUCGCUCCCCGAAGGAAGUUCAUUGUUCUGUAGAUUUCAGUUAGGCAAGUUCGACCAUGUCUUACCAGGCGAAAGAGAGAGGAGCAAGACACAAAAAUAUGGACCCUCCCGUACUACAGAUGCCCUUGUGCUGCAUUCCAGGGUUUCGGAUUGGGGUUGCGUUUGAGAAUUAAAGUUAGGACUUGGGAAUAGACACACCUUCGGAAAUUAACGCAGGGCCAUCCUUAGGACGGGUAGUACUUAUUUUUGCGUUCAAAUGAAAGCAAAAUUUAUCUUAACAUAUGACAAACAGGAUGAAGAAAGGCAGGUCCCUAUCGAGCCUGUCAUUCACAGCGGCGCCGGUCCUCAUCGGAAGACGGUGGGGCUCAUGCCCAUCGACAGAGCUAGUCUCCGCCUGAUACAACUCGUCCUUAUGAUUCUAGGAACUACCGCCAACUUCCCAACUACUCCUCUCAGGACUGACCACCAGAUUCUCUAAAAUGUAGUCCUCGUUGAUCAAGGCCAAUUCUUGAGUCGCUUCUUUCUGCUGUCCAGCAAACGCUCAUGAAGCGCAAGCACUGCAUUUCGAAUCCACUAAACUGCAGAUGCCCUGUUAAUCGGACGUCUUUGUGUUUAGCCAGGUCCAGUUGACCCGUUCAUCUCUAAUGCAUAUAAGACGACUAAGGAUAGUGUGCUUAUGCCAUGCCAGGCUUCGGCAAACCAUGGCCUUCGCAGCCUGAUGUGCUCCGGCAGUUCUCUGGCACUCGAUCCUGCUGGGUAUACAGCCGGUGUGCAUGGUUGCCCAGCGAAUUGUGCCAUCCGUCUCUUUCUGACCUAGCUUAGAGGGCUGUGGCCUCUAUGGCACCCUUGUGGGAUCCGAGCCGGGCAUGAGGGCACGCCUAGGGCGGCAUCGGCCGUACCAGCCUUCGCCAUUCUUUUUGUUAGAGUCUAAAUCCUGGUCUGUGUGCGUUAUGGACCAGGGGUAUGGUGGUACGUCCAGUUUUGGGUUCAUUCGCCGUAGCAUCCACCUGCGCCCUCUUUAAUCGUCAGUUGUGUCUCCCUGUUCUUUGUCGACAUCAUCUCAUUUACUUCUACUACUAGUCGCUGUGUGACUGCCUGCGAGGGUUCUAGUAUGAGGCCCAAGGCGCAACGGAACGAGCAUGUUCCGUAACCUGAUCGGUGAGCGCCCAUCUGUCAUAAUUGAUAUUCCCGAUCACAACCGACAGGACAACGGGUCCGUGACUCAACGUUCGCGUCUGCAGGCAUUUCGCAGAGAAAAACGUUUUAAAUAUGCUUAUGGCAUAAUGUGGUUAUUCAAAUGAUGAUGAUUUUCGACGCAUGCUGGACACGAACCUAAGCACUCAUGAUGCGAUCCGUUUGUUGGAUUCUGAUAAAAACAUGAAAACCGUCAUUUAAUAAUUGGCGUUAAAAUGAACACCGCAUGAGGAACGUGAAGCAUGCGUCCGUGCGGUAAUAUCCUAGCAUUUGCAUAACGCAGCAGCAGCAGCAGCAGCAGCAGCAGCAGCAGCAGCAGCAGCAGCAGCAGCAGCAGCAGCAGCAGCAGCAGCAGCAGCAGCAGCAGCAGCAGCAGCAGCAGCAGCAGCAGCAGCAGCAGCAGCAGCAGCAGCAGCAGCAGCCGAAAACCCACGAAACACAUGUGUGGACGCUUAACUUGUACCUGCAUUGA
Molecule: messenger RNA, 4142 nt
Organism: Spirometra erinaceieuropaei
Lineage: Eukaryota; Metazoa; Platyhelminthes; Cestoda; Diphyllobothriidea; Diphyllobothriidae
Source: the annotation of a GenBank genome assembly